GUUUGGGAAGCCCCGUUCUCCAUCAGCUCAGCUACUUCAGCAGUGACUAUCCGAUGUGCAAGCCUCCAUGCGCGAGCAGGUACGUGCAAAGCAGACGCGGGUGUCAGAGCAGUCGCGGCGCGCCCCGGGGGGGAAGUGUGAGAGAGAGAGAGAGAGAGAACAACGCCGAUGCGGCGAGAUCCCCCGUCGCCGCCAUGGCGGCCAGGGGGCGGGAGCCCUCAGAAGAGCUCGAAGACGACGAGGCCAAGCGGGAGGGGGACGCUGUCGUCGACGGCAUUGAGGGGGAGGACGGCCGUGCUCGGGCACGGCACUAUCGCCCUCCCCCAGCCCUCCGAAAGCCGCGCGCGCACCAGCAGCAGCUUCGUGCUCAACGUUGUCGAAGGGCUCGAAGUUGACCGCACCACGGCCACGGAGCCGAACUCGGACGAACGUCGUACUGCUGCCGAUGACGCUGCCCGCACGCCCAGCGUACUUGCCCGUCAUGACGCGGACGAACUCGCCCUCCUUCCAGGCUCGAGAGACCGCCACCGCCGCAGGCCGCGCCGCCUCCUCGAACACCACAUCCAUGAGCUCCGCGCCAGCUGGGGUCGUGCCGCUACCCGCAGGAGCAGCAGACGCCAUCGCACCAGCAUCGCCACGGCCCUGGCACACUGGAAGAUCGCCAGCAAAGGCAUCGUCGAGCUCAUCAGCACUGGGAGCGCCAGAUACAGCAGGAGGGAGAACAGCAUCUGCACCAGGAUGGUCGGCAACAGGCGCAAGCCGGGAGCGGCGGCGCCGCCCCGCCGACCUGGGACCGCCACCAGCUGCCUGCGCUACCAUCGGCAACUGCUUGCCAGCUCCUCCCGCCUCCGUCCCGCUGCCCCUGCGGCACGGCCACCACGUCCGCGCCGCCGCCGCCGCUGGGCGGCCGCGGCGCCAGCCGCGGGGCGGCCGCGGCUCGCGGCCACCGGCAGCGCGCAGGAGGCCCUCGGCCGCGCGCGGGAGGCGCACCCCCCUCGGGGGCGCUCCCCGCGGCCAGGCCCGAGGCCGCAUGGGCUGCGAGGAGCGCGCCUCUAGGGGGCAAACACACCUACCUCGCUUUUGACCACCCUCGCUUCCAAGAGAUACCAAGCGAGGCCAAACUACGGCCUGUACUGGUCAGGCCGCUCGACGAGGAGGCGCGUGGUACGACUUGGUUUUGCCUGGAAGCGAAAGCGGGGUAGGUAAUUCACGCUCUGAGCCUCGCGCGGCUUCCUCGGCGCCCUUGCGGCUGGCCUCCAGGUUGAGCGCACCGGGCAUCGGCUUCCUGGCAAGCGCGCCUCCGCGGGGGGCGCGGACGUGCCCGACUUACGCCUUGUGGCCCUCCCUGGUGGCCGAAAGCUCACCUUCUGCUCGCUGCCCGAGUCGCCGCCCGCUACAGC
Molecule: messenger RNA, 1400 nt
Organism: Prorocentrum cordatum
Lineage: Eukaryota; Dinophyceae; Prorocentrales; Prorocentraceae
Source: the annotation of a GenBank genome assembly